This is a messenger RNA of Pungitius pungitius (ninespine stickleback), 3295 nucleotides long. RefSeq names its product ilvB (bacterial acetolactate synthase)-like (gene ilvbl). Gene Ontology annotation, molecular function: flavin adenine dinucleotide binding; acetolactate synthase activity; magnesium ion binding. Gene Ontology annotation, cellular component: acetolactate synthase complex. The transcript is spliced from 14 exons. Gene Ontology annotation, biological process: L-valine biosynthetic process. NCBI's taxonomy places the organism in Eukaryota, Metazoa, Chordata, Actinopteri, Perciformes, Gasterosteidae. The coding region runs from base 351 to 2219 and encodes 622 amino acids. The record is from RefSeq and is a predicted model, not a curated record.
AACAAUCCGGAAGUUCAAAUUGUAGCUCCCGCUGGCUUGACCCGCAAAUAUAUCCGCUGGCGUUCGUUCGUCCGCGGAACAAUUUCAGGAAGAGGACUCGGUCGCUUCAACUUGCAGGAGAGCAGCAACACAUUCUGCCGACAGUAUUUCGUCGCUAACUUCGUGUUAGCUCGUUCUUUUACACCGAGACACGGCGGUCAUUAGAGACUCUUCCAAAUGCGGCCAUAGCGGUGGUGCAGCUCCACUGUGCCUUGGCCUUGGCACGGCUGACCCGCUGAACCGGACCAGUUGAGACCAGGUUCGCAUUAUUUUCGUUUGAGUCUGGGUUCUGAGUUUUUAAAUAAGACGCCAUGGAGCCGUUGGGAGCCCUCCUCGGAUGCUCCGCGGCCGUCGCGAUGGGUGUCCUGGUGUUCUCCGCCUACAAACUCGGCGUUCUCUACCAGUUGUUUCACAAGACCGAGACCGACAGCCCGAGACACGGCGGCGAGAGCGUGGCGGCGGUGCUCCGCGCCCACGGGGUCAAGUACGUCUUCACGCUGGUCGGCGGGCACAUCUCCCCCAUCCUGGUGGCCUGCGAGAAGGUGGGCAUCCGCGUGGUGGACACUAGGCACGAGGCGACCGCCGUCUUCGCCGCCGACGCCGUGGCGAGACUCUCGGGCACUGUCGGUGUGGCGGCGGUGACGGCCGGCCCAGGACUCACCAACACGGUGACGGCAGUGAAGAAUGCUCAGAUGGCUGAAUCUCCGUUGCUGCUCAUGGGAGGAGCCGCCGGGACGCUACUUCAGGGGAGAGGAGCGCUGCAGGACAUCGACCAGAUGUCCCUCUUCAAGCCGCUGUGCAAGUUCUGCGCCUCCAUCAGGACCGUCAGGGAGAUCGUGCCCACGGUCAGGAAAGCCCUGGCCGUCGCCCAGUCGGGGACUCCCGGUCCGGUUUUCAUCGAGUUCCCCAUCGACACGCUCUACGCCUUCCACCUGGUGUCCAAAGAGUUUGGGGUCAAGAACCCUCCCAAAGGCCUGAUGGGCAAAGUCGUCUCAUGGUACCUCAAUAACCACCUCAUGAACGUCUUCGCUGGAGCCUGGGAGACCAGAGAUGUGUCUCCGCUGCCCGUUGACAUCCCACAAGCCACCGACGAUCAGGUACAAAAGUGCAUCGAGCUGGUCAGUCGAGCCAAGAAGCCGGUCAUUCUGCUCGGUAGCCAAGCAACGCUGCCGCCGACCCCCGCCGACGACAUCAGGAAGACGUUGGAGGACCUGGGCAUUCCCUGCUUCCUCGGGGGAAUGUCCCGCGGCUUGCUGGGCAAGGACAGCCCCAUCCACGUCAGACAGAACCGCCGCGACGCCCUGAAGGAGGCCGACGUGGUGCUCCUGGCAGGCACCGUGUGCGACUUCCGGCUGAGCUACGGCAGGGUUCUCAACAGACGCAGCAAGAUCAUCGCGAUCAACAGGGAUAAGACGCAGCUGCUGAAGAACUCUGAUAUGUUCUGGAAACCGACGAUAGCGAUUCAGGGUGAUGCUGGUUCGUUCUUGGUACGGCUAUCCAAAGGCCUGAAGGGCCACCGCUGUCCAGAGGAAUGGCCUCGGAUGCUCAAAGCGGGAGAUGUCACCAAAGAAAAUGUGAACAGGGCCAAAGCUGAAGAGAAGACCGACCAUCACCUGAAUCCCUUGAAAGUCCUCCACCGUGUGGACGAGCUGAUGGCAGAGGACAGCAUCAUCGUCGCCGACGGGGGGGAUUUUGUCGGGAGUGCUGCUUACAUAAUGAGGCCGAGGGGACCGAUGCGUUGGCUCGAUCCAGGAGCUUUCGGGACCUUGGGAGUCGGAGGAGGGUUCGCUCUGGGGGCGAAGCUGUGCCGGCCCGAGUCCGAGGUUUGGAUAGUGUACGGCGACGGCUCUCUGGGGUACAGCGUGGCAGAGUUUGACACGUUCACGCGACACAAGACCCCGGUUAUAUGCGUGGUGGGAAACGACGCAUGCUGGAGUCAGAUAUCCAGAGAGCAGGUUCCCAUACUCGGCAGCAACGUGGCGUGUGGCCUCGCGUUCACAGAUUAUCAUAUAGUGGCGGACGGUUACGGCGGAAAGGGCUACCUCAUCAGGCGGGAGGACGAAGACCGGCUAAGCGACAUCAUCAGAGACGCGCAGGGGGAAACCCGGGGGGGCAAGGCUACGCUCCUCAAUGUUCUGAUUGGGAAGACCAACUUCAGAGAGGGCUCCAUCUCUGUAUGAGGCAGCUGUGGUGUCUUUUUAACCUCUGGCUCUUCGUAGACUUUACUGGGAAUAUGGCUCCAUGCAGGGUUUCAGAGAGUAGGAAGAUGCCCCUGGAUGCUGUGAAGAGCCCCGCCCCUAACUGUACCUAUGCUAAUCCUUUGUGCCCUUAACGCCAUACUUCCCCUUGGUGAGAGGAAAUUAAUUUCCGGUUUGCUGAUCUUUUUCAGGAGUUUAUGAAGCAUUCGUUGCAAUAUCGCUCUACUUCCCUCUUGAGACUGAUUUAAAAAAAAAAAAAAAAAAAAAAAAUCGAAAUAGUAAAAUGUGCGGAAACACCGAAGUCGUAACUCAGAUAUUUCAAUGUCAGAGGGUGACUGCUUGUUAAGCUGCAGGUUGAAUUAGUUCCUCCUAAGUGAAAUACUACAGCUCUGCCAGCCCCAGAAACAAAAUCUUUAGGUUAUGCAUCGAGCGACGUUCAUGUUCUUUUCUAAUUGAUGCAUUUUAAGAAGGGAAAGAGUAAUAAUCUUGCUUUUUUUUUUUAAGGGACUGUACCUCUUCAAGAGCUCGGGGGUUAAACUUUAAACAGCCUAUUAAAGCUGUCUGUGAAUGAAACCAUUUGUGCGAGAGAGCGUUGGUUUACGUUAUCAAAUGCAACCAGUAUGCCUUUUCUCCUGUUACCAAACGGACAUGGAGUCUUUUUACUAGACAUGAAACCUCGCUGCUGUUAAACUCUACCGCUUGAUGGUUUGGAAUAAAAAUGUUAAAUGGAAAGUAUUUUCUGAAUGUUGAAGAUUGACAAAUGGUAUGCCUUUUUUAAUGUUUGAUUGUGUGUUUGAUUACAUUGAUUGAUAUAAUGGAUUGAAAAUGCGUCUGCUGAUCAGAUAUGUAUUUGAAUUUUUAAUACUAACCUGCAUCGAUGUGGGUUAUCAUUAUCAAAAUGUAUGCACUAUAAUAACUUAUUUCCUCACCAAAUGAAUGUUUGUGGGUCAUCUCAAUCCAAUAAAUCAUUGUUUUAUUUAGUAUUUAUCAAACAGUUCAACCUUCCAUGUUAAUUUGUGUUCAUAAUCAAAUAAAUUGAACAAAGUCGAUAAUGAGAA